AUGGCUGUACUUAACGCUGGACGCUACUCAUUCACAACACCUCAUGGAAAGACGAUUGGUGCCAUUGUCGUAGGCGGUUGUCUGCUCUCAUACUAUGCCUUGGUGAACGUCAACGAAGAAGCACGAUUGAGAGAGCCACCGAAACCACCGGGCCGUCACGAUUAUACCUCGACUGACGCUGUUUAUGCCGUUACCUAUCCAGCCAAAAACGCCAAUGUUAAAGGUGCUCAACCGAGCGCGUCGAAAUUUGUCUAA
Molecule: messenger RNA, 255 nt
Organism: Psilocybe cubensis
Lineage: Eukaryota; Fungi; Basidiomycota; Agaricomycetes; Agaricales; Agrocybaceae
Exons: 3
Coding region: 1-255 (84 amino acids)
Source: RefSeq, a predicted model, not a curated record